UUUUCAGAUCCAGAAUGUUAUCUGGUUUCCCCGGGCUCGGUGAAGGGAGUGAGGUGGAAGAUGAGGGGAUGGAUAUGAGUAAGAUGGUUCAGGAAAUGAACAGGAAGAAGAAGAAAAGUGGAGGGUUUCAGGCUAUGGGUCUAUCCCAAGAAGUGUUCCGAGGUGUGAUGAAGAAAGGAUACAAGGUUCCCACCCCGAUCCAGAGAAAAACAAUUCCUCUCAUCCUGGACGGAAAAGAUGUUGUUGCCAUGGCAAGGACGGGUUCCGGGAAAACCGCUUGCUUCCUGCUCCCCUUGUUUGAGAAACUAAAAUGUAGAUCAGCCAAGAGCGGAGCUAGAGCUCUUAUUUUCUCUCCAACCAGAGAACUUGCUCUUCAAACUCUAAGGUUUGCCAAGGAACUAGGCAGGUUUACAGGACUAAAAUUUGAAAGUGUUCUCGGAGGAGAUGCCAUGGAGAAACAGUUUGCUGCUCUUCAUGAGAACCCUGAUGUUAUAUUUGCAACCCCGGGUAGAUUUGUUCAUCUCUGUCUUGAGAUGGGACUCAAGCUCAACUCUGUCGAGUACAUCGUCUUCGACGAGGCAGAUCGUCUAUUCGAGAUGGGGUUCGGAGAACAACUUAGAGAAAUCCUUGCUCGUCUCCCGGACUCAAGACAAACCGUUCUCUUCUCAGCGACCCUUCCUAAGCUCUUGGUGGACUUUGCCAAGGCUGGGUUAGCUGACCCAACCCUGAUCAGGUUGGAUGUUGAAUCCAAGAUCCCGGAUACUCUCAAGCUAGCUUUCUUCAAUUGUAGAGCGGAUGCUAAGGAUGCUUGUCUUCUAUAUUUACUAAAGGAAGUUAUCCCUGCUGGUCAACAAACUGUUAUAUUCACGGCAACUCGGCACCAUGUUGAAUAUCUGCAGGUUCUCCUGGAGUUGGCCGAGAUACCCGCCACUUACAUCUACAGCAACCUCGACCCUGCCGCCAGGAAGAUUAACGCGGCAAAGUUUUCGAGCAAGAAGUUACCUGUUCUGGUCGUAACUGAUCUAGCGGCACGUGGUAUUGAUAUCCCACUUCUGGAUAACGUGAUAAAUUACCAUUUUCCCGCCAAAAGUAAACUAUUUAUCCACAGGGUCGGACGAGUUGCCCGUGCUGGACGAACAGGAACUGCUUACUCUCUCGUCGCGACAGACGAGACCGCAUAUUUUAUAGAUUUACAGCUGUUCUUGGGCGGUUCUCCGGAGAUAAUCCCUUUAAACCCCGAUCCUGAACUUGAAUGGCACAGAAUGAUCGGCCGUGUGCCACAAAUCGUUAAUGACGAGUUCUCUGAUAUGCUUAACGCCUGGCACGCCGACAACGUCGAUCUGCAGAGCGCAAAGCAGAUCUCGGAGAACGGUUACAAGCAGUACUUGAAGUGCAGGCAAGGAGCUAGUGUUGAGAGUGUGAAGAGAACAAAAGAAUUAAAAAUUCAACAAAUGGGAGAUCAUCCUCUGCUCACUAAAACCAUCUCAACUAAUGACAAGAAAAGAUCAAACAUUCUCGAAGAAAUGAAGAAAUUUCGUCCAAGAUCGACGAUUUUUGAGAUCGGAAACACGAACAAGAAUAAAGAAAUCGUCGAUAUCAUGAAUACCAAGAGAAAGAUGCACGCUAAUAUCAUAGAUCAGACAGCCAAGCGCCGUAAGAUGGUUAACCAGGAGGUUCUUCAGGUUGCUCCGUCCAACCUUCAGAGUAGUACCGAGGACGAUAUCCUUAACACCUUCGACACGGUGGUGAAUUCGAGCUGGAACAAGACCAAGGUGUUCAGGGAGAAGAAGCAGAAACCCCGUGGGAAGGAUGAGAAUUAUAUUCCCUAUGAAGCUUCAGAUAAACAUACUGAGUCAGGGUAUACUCUCAAUACUGGGUUCGACUCACAGGCUAAUGGAGCUGUGCUGGACCUAACAGGAGACGAAGAUGUUCACAUGAGACGGAAGAAAGGAAUGAUGAAGUGGGAUGCAAAAUCUAAGAAGUAUGUGAGAGUUCAGGAUGACAAGAAGAGGAUUAAAACGGAGAGUGGAGUAUACAUUUCAGCAACUUAUAAAACUAACA
This is a messenger RNA of Eurytemora carolleeae, 2061 nucleotides long. RefSeq names its product ATP-dependent RNA helicase DDX54. Gene Ontology annotation, molecular function: RNA helicase activity; RNA binding; ATP binding. Gene Ontology annotation, cellular component: nucleus. The record is from RefSeq and is a predicted model, not a curated record. NCBI's taxonomy places the organism in Eukaryota, Metazoa, Arthropoda, Copepoda, Calanoida, Temoridae.